AUGUUGACACCUAAAUUCGAAAUUGAUCAAAACUCGACUCAUGUCAUUAUUAAAAUCUAUGCACCAUAUGCAAAUAUAAAAGAUGCUGAAGCACAGUACUGUAAUUCAAGGUUUUACUUCACUUCAAAACCAUAUUUUUUGAAACUAUAUUUGAGUGGUGAAUUGGCAGAAGAAGGAUUAAUCAGUGGUACCUAUAACUGUGAUGAAGGUAAUUUAAAACUUGAGCUUGACUUAUGUGCACUUUCAGCGGUAAAGAAAACUGCAGGGUCAUUCACAUUUAAAGCGCCGAAAAAGAAUAAGGGAGAAUCCUUCCCAAAUUUAGAUUUAGUUAGCAAACUAAUGAAACCGUCGGAAAUACAUACACAGCAGCUAGUGACAGAGAUUAUUGACGACGAUGAUUAUGAUGACUUUACGUUGGACUUACGGAAGAGGUCGCAAGCUGACGAGACCAGUGACUUUGAUAAUGUUGUAGAGGAAAAGUGUAAAUUGUAUGGUUAUGGCUUUACAUGUAAUCGUAUAGGUGUUCUUGGAAAAUUCAGUGAGGAAAUCGUAAUGGUCGAUUUAGAAAAUCCGGAAGAUUCCUUGAUUUCUAGAAGAGUAGAUGAUUGCUUACAUUAUGAUCAACAAAGAGCGGAUUUAUUUGAGAGGAAUGAUUCGCUGAGUGCUUCCAUGCAAUUUGAAUAUUUGGAUGAUACAUUUAAUUUGUCCCUUGAAAGCCGUAUGUACCUGAAAAGUUUCCCUAAAAAAAAAUUCCAUCAUCCUCCAAGCGUGCACAAAAUAAUUUCCUUGUCUUUGAUAGACAUACUUUUCGCUUAUUUAUAUGAUAUGAGGACGACAGAAGGAGAGCAUUGUUCUGAAUCUGGUUGGACGAUUGCGAAAUUGAGUCCAACUCUUAGUUAUCUUGUGAGCUGGAGGACAGCAAAAGAAGCUCUCGUAGGUGCUAUAAGAAGAUCGUUGUGUUAUCCACUUUACCGCUCCUGGAAUUUAUCGUUGAAGGUAGCAGAUGAUUUGAAGUUUCUCCUCAGCAGAGGUAGGUUAUCGUUGUUGCGAUGUUUAAUAGAUGUGCAUAUGAUUUUCUCAAAAAGUGGAGAUUUUCGAUACUUGUUGAAUGACUUGUUUAUCACUGAUUAUUGUUUAUGGUUGCAGUUUGUUCCGGAUACUGUACUUGGGUGGUUAAGUUCCGAGGUUAUGCAGUUAAAGUUAACAAAAAAUGACAUGCAACUAGGUUUGGAAGAAGUUGAGAUAGAAGCAUAUUUACGCAUUCUUCAAGUAGACAAUGGAAGUGAUGAAGUCAUCGAUUCAGAUGACGACUCAUCAUAA
Thelazia callipaeda (thelaziosis nematode) is the source of this 1320-nucleotide messenger RNA. The record is from the annotation of a GenBank genome assembly. NCBI's taxonomy places the organism in Eukaryota, Metazoa, Nematoda, Chromadorea, Rhabditida, Thelaziidae.